GAAAAAUGACUCCAGAUUAAAGCUCAAGAACUUCGUUCAUGGCUUGCUCAAGUCAGAAUUGUUCCCUCAGCAUCGGAAUUCCGUGCGUCAACUUCCAUCGCAACUGCUUUCCAGGCAUGGAUCAUUGUCUGUUCCACAUUGCGUGCGUUUUGGCUCCAUGGAUUAGUUUCUUGCUCCUCACCCUCUUAUUUCUGAUUCUCUUGGCCAUGCUCAUCUUCUUGUACAUGGCGAUUGAGCUCAAAGGGCAUUUCAUGCAAGCAUGUAUUAUUAUAUUGAGUCUCUUGGGUUUGGCCUCAUUGGCAUCCACCAUUACAUUUGCCAUAAUUGGUUCUACCUAAUCAUCCGAACUAAUCUAUCGUCUGAAGGAAAAUGAGUGACACAUGACCGUGAAUAAUUUGAUUUCAAGCCUAUUCAUGGAAGUAAACUGUAUGAAAGAGGGCCAAAUUGGUCCACAUCUAUUCCCUCUCUGUCGACCUAUCCCCCAGGGAAGCAAAUAUUCUCUGCUUCUCUGUUCCUGAAACAAGAGGAUAUUACAAGUUAAGUAAGUGGGUCGUAUUCGUCGAAGGCUCGUCGUUAUCCUCUUUUGAGUUGGAGAAGCACGCCACAUCACUUCCCCCACCACGAUUUGGUUAGUUGAACAGCCUUCGUUUCAACGCAGUCAGUCACUCAGUGUCUACGUACGAGCUUGUUCGCUCUUCUUUGGAUCGGUUGUUGGUGGCCUUUCUUUCGCGUUGAGGUUGCACGUUGCCUGUCAUCCACAGAGAGUGAAGCGAGAAGGUUCUGUCCUCGAUCAAGUGAAGCAUCGCCGUGGUCGAUCCGCUCGGCUCUUCAAAUAGCUGGAACCUCUGCUACUUUCCUUGGAGUGGAAAUCUGCCAAGUGUUGGAAGCAACAUGUUUUCCUGAAGCCUUCUUCCUCUACAGCUAAGGAGCCAUGGGGGCCACGCCACAAGCUCUCUCGGAGAGUGCGAUCAAUUUCAUUGCUAAUCUGACAAGUUCGCAUCCAAGGACGGAUCUUAAUAUUUCUCAGGUGGUGGCCUCGGCGAUCCAAAGUGCGGAGUUUGAUUAUCCCGUCUCAGGUGAAGGUCCUUUCCAUGAUGGAGCUGCCAAGAAUGGGCUCCCAGAGGGUUGCUUUAAUGCCACGCUCUUUGAACAAUACAUUCGUCUCGUGGUGAAGAACGUUACCACUUUAACCAAGGCCCAGAGACGCGAAAUCGAAGGCGAUCCUCUCUUCUACAUCAUUGCUGUCCUCAUUUUUUAUUCAUGUGGAAUCGUCGUUCUGAUGAUCAAUUACAUGAAGAAGGAACAAAGCGAUUUCGAGGAGACGAAUCUGUACAAACAAUACAUAGACAAGCGAGAUCGGUGCGACGAAUUUAAUAACCGUGGUCGGAGUCUCAAUCGCUUGGCACUUCAAGCUCUGAACGCUGUAAAUGUGAUAUCUCAACAAGACGGCGACAACGCUUCAUCGACGAAAAUUGCCUUCGUUUAGAAAAGGGCACCACUCAAAACCACUCUGCCCAUCUUUGCCAGGUUGCAUCUCCCAACCUUUUAACUGAUUGGUUUUUGUCUCCCCUCAAUUUUGUCCCCACUCGUUGUUCAGAGACACCUUCUAUAAAUAAAAGACGUCAUAUGUA
Tigriopus californicus is the source of this 1631-nucleotide messenger RNA. RefSeq lists its product as uncharacterized. Lineage: Eukaryota; Metazoa; Arthropoda; Copepoda; Harpacticoida; Harpacticidae. The transcript is spliced from 2 exons. Bases 932 to 1486 code for a protein of 184 amino acids. The record is from RefSeq and is a predicted model, not a curated record.